This is a messenger RNA of Pyricularia oryzae 70-15, 1676 nucleotides long. RefSeq lists its product as uncharacterized. Lineage: Eukaryota; Fungi; Ascomycota; Sordariomycetes; Magnaporthales; Pyriculariaceae. The transcript is spliced from 2 exons. Bases 325 to 1251 code for a protein of 308 amino acids. The record is from RefSeq and is a predicted model, not a curated record.
CGACUGUUUUCAUGGCUCACGAGUAUAAGUAUAGCACCUGUGCGAAAAUAUUGCAGCACAACAGGGUCACUCCCCCCCACCUUGGAGGUUGCAAUCAAAUUGCACACCGACUGUAACAUGACAUGCUCACCUUGAGCGGAAGCGGUCCCGGAUGUAAAUUACAAGACGAAUUAAUAAUCUCUGGAGGUCUCGGCUUAACCCUCAGCAGUCGGGCGAUAUAUAGCAGCCUACAAAUCUCGUCUCGUCCUGACCAUACCAUGCUAUCACUAGCUGUUUGAAAUUGAUUGCGCUAUCUCGAAAGACAAACAACCCAUACCGACAAAAAUGGGUGGGAAGAUAGCACUAGCAGGCGCUUCGACUGGCCUCGGCGCUUCCUUCGUUGACGCGCUGGUCGAGAAGAACGUGACGGAUUUCGUGGUAUUGUCACGCAAAGCUUCUGAGGACGUGCGGAAAAUUGCGGUCGACUACAAUGACGUUGAGAGCCUUCAACGUGUCUUGGAAGAGUAUCAGAUUGAGACUGUCGUCUCUACGAUAGCAAUUGACACCGAUGACUCGGGCCAGGCUCAGAUGAACCUCAUUGCCGCUGCCGAGCAGGCAAGCUGUACGAAGCGUUUUAUUCCCAGCGAGUUUGGCGCGAUUUACCAAGAAGACCAGCUUGAUUUUGCGCCCGUAUUUAGAUGGAAGUUCAAGGCCAAGGCCGCCCUCGAGGCCAGCAAUCUCGAGUACACGUUGGUCUCGAACAGCCUUUUCCUCGACUACUGGUGUCCCCCGAGCAUCCCGACGCGCCUGACCAGGGCGCCGCCUAUGCUCCUGGACCUUGCAUGCCGCGUCGCCACCGUGCCCGGCGACGGAAACACGCCGAUGGUCCUGACUCACACGCGGGACGUGGCCCGGUAUACUGUGGCACUGCUCGGCAUUCCGAAAUGGGUGACGACUCGGUACACGAUAAUCGCAAACCGCCUCACCUUGAACGAAGCGGUGAAGAUGGCGGAGGAGAUUUUGGGCGAGCCGAUGAAAGUUUACUACGACUCGGUGGAGGACCUUGCCCAGGGCAAAGUGACCAUGACCCCGACGUAUGAGAAGGCGAUCAAAGGCACGCCGAGGGAGAAGCCUGUGACAUAUGCGGUAGCAAUGGCGAGCCUGUAUAUUCACAACGGCCACAACGACCUUCCCACGGAGCACAACCUGGUCGACAUGUUUCCAGACAUUAAGCCCUUGACCGUUCGCGAGGUCAUCGAGGCUUGGCGCUAGGGUAUGGCAUUGCAGCUCAAGUGUUUCGUUUUUAGACCAAGAAUUAAAUUCUUUUAUUUGGUCCAAGUAUGCGAACCUUUUCUGCCGCCGUAAACUGGCUCAAUUACCUGACUGUUGCUUGAGAUGGACGGCGUAUACUUGUCGACGUGACUUUCCAAACCGUUUCUGUAAGGACACUGAGAUGAUAAAGUGCUCGAAAAAAAAAACAACUGUCAAAGACUUUGGCCCAAAAUAUAGUAGUGAGAUUUGGGACAACAAACUCCAUGUAAAUGGAAAUGGAAUUGGAAAUGGAACUGCAUAGAUAGUGUAAGCAAAAAGGAAGAGGGAAACAAAAACAUACAACACCGAGGAUUCCCCAGUGGUCACCCACCUGAGUACUAGUUCGGCCCUCACUGGUUUGACUAGGGGAGAGCGGACGGGAUCCC